Messenger RNA from Cicer arietinum (chickpea), 670 nucleotides. Lineage: Eukaryota; Viridiplantae; Streptophyta; Magnoliopsida; Fabales; Fabaceae. The record is from RefSeq and is a predicted model, not a curated record.
AUGCUUGUGUUGGGAGGCAAUGGAUUUGUUGGAUCACACAUUUGUAGAGAAGCCUUAAAUCAUGGUUUAUCUGUUGCGAGUAUUAGCAGGUCUGGCAGGUCAUCUCUGCAUGACUCCUGGGCAAGCAACGUCAUUUGGUAUAAAGGGAAUCUACUUUCAGCUCAUUCAUUGAAAGAAGCUCUGAAUGGGGUCACUGCUGUUAUGUCAUGUAUAGGCGGUUUUGGCUCCAACUCAUACAUGUACAAAAUUAAUGGAACUGCUAACAUCAAUGCAAUUAGAGCAGCUUCCGAUCAAGAGAGCUGCGUUCUCCAACAUAAUAGAGCAUUGAACCAGAUUCCACUUGUUGGGCCUGUAUUGACACCUCCUAUCAAUGUUACUGCUAUGGCUAAAGUUGCUGUUAGAGCUGCUACUGAUCCCGUUUUCCCUCCGUUGUAGCAUUGAAUACAACGUUACAGUCAGAACAAAUGUAGAAUUAGCUUUUUUUGGUUUCCAGAGUAUAUCUGAUAGGAGGUAAUUUAUCUAUGGAAUAUCCAUUUUACUAUAAUUAAACUGAGAAUAUUUCCUUUCCCAUUUCCACAAUAUGUUAAUGUCAGAAUCUUUUUCUGUCGGAUUCUCUAGUCUGAUGUAAUUAACCAGUUGUUUGGGGUCAAUAUAUAUGUCAAUUAUAUUA